AUGUCCUAUGUCCUACACCCUACACUCCUGGCCCUUUGUCCUAUGCCCUAUGUCCUCUGUCCUCCGCCCUACACUCCUGGUCCUUUGUCCUAUGACCUAUGUCCUACACUCUUGGCCCUUUGCCCUAUUUCCUAUGUCCUGUGUCCUAUGCCCCAUGUCGUACGUCCUACGCCCUUGGCCCUUUGUCCCGCGCCCUGUGUCCUCCGCCCGCCCUCCGCCCCCCGCGCACUAGACGCAAUCAAGUCCCAGGUGCAAGGACUCAUUUGCCCCGAGGGUCAUGAUGGCUACCGUGUCCAGGCGGCCUCUGAAGGGACGCCACGUCUCGGAUCCGGAUGCCAACAGCGACAUGUAUGGGAAAGCGAAGGAAACAAAGAAAGCAAAGCGCCGCCGCCGCCACAACAGCACGCCAACGACCCUCAGCCGCCGCCGCGCUCGCCUCCGCCGCACAGCUGCGAGGCCGUGAUAUCGGUCGAAGGGCGAGCGGCAGCCUCCCUCUCCGGCGUGGAGGCCACACCUGCGUCUGCUGCGCCUCACGCCACGCCAACAGGUCCCGUAGGUGCUCCCCUGCACGCCGCCACACCUACACCUGCCACGCCACCAGCGCCACACGCACACCACACACACCGAAACGACGCUGACAUAAUUACCAGAGCGGCGGGACUUCCGGGAGAAGAGAGUCGGAGCGAGGGCGGCGCACGACAGCGUGCCAUGUGUUACAGCCUUUCAGACCACCUAGCAGGAGGUACGGAGAAUUAUAUAACCAUUUCACAUCAUCUGACGUCUUAG
Messenger RNA from Penaeus indicus, 786 nucleotides. Its product is annotated as nematocyst expressed protein 3-like. Bases 1 to 786 code for a protein of 261 amino acids. The record is from RefSeq and is a predicted model, not a curated record. NCBI's taxonomy places the organism in Eukaryota, Metazoa, Arthropoda, Malacostraca, Decapoda, Penaeidae. The transcript is spliced from 6 exons.